AGUAUACAAUAUGGUGGGCAAAAGUAAAAACAGCUCCUGCCAUUUUGCUGCACUGGUGCUUUAAAUUUAACGUAUUUUAAAUUGCGUUAAGAACGUUAAACGUGUUUAGUGGAUAAAACGGACGCUGAAAAGAAGCAAAUGUUUAAAUGGACGCAUCGUCCAUUAUUACGCAAGUGUCAAGGGAAGACGAACAAUUGAACAGCUACCCUCCCGAAAAAGGCACAAUCUCUAGAGAUGAAAGCGAUUUAUCAGAGGGUAAAGUUCAAACCCUCAAGAAAAAGAGAGGAUUCUUUCAAACCAUUUUAUGCUGCUGGGGUCGUGACAAAAAGGAACCAACUCAUCCGCAUUUAUUCGAUUUCGAUGCGAGAUCGAUUGGCGGACCACCACGGUAUUUAUUGCCGGCUGUCCGACACCAAGAUAUGCACAAAAAGUGUAUGGUUAUAGAUUUAGAUGAAACACUUGUACAUAGCAGUUUCAAACCAAUAAGUAAUGCGGAUUUUGUGGUACCAGUAGAAAUAGAUGGAACUGUACACCAGGUGUACGUAUUAAAGAGGCCGUACGUGGAUGAUUUUUUAAAAAGGAUGGGAGAAUUGUACGAAUGCGUUCUGUUUACGGCGUCGUUAGCAAAAUACGCGGAUCCGGUCGCUGAUUUGCUGGACAAGUGGGGGGUUUUUAGGACUAGACUGUUUAGGGAAAGUUGUGUCUUCCAUCGAGGAAAUUACGUCAAGGACCUGAAUAAACUUGGACGAGAAUUGCAGCAAAUUGUUAUCGUUGAUAAUUCACCUGCUUCCUAUAUAUUCCAUCCAGACAAUGCGGUACCAGUGGCAUCCUGGUUUGACGAUAUGUCCGAUUCAGAACUAUUAGAUUUAAUACCAUUUUUUGAAAGACUAAGCAAAAUGGAUAACGUGUAUACAGUGUUGUGCAACUCAAACCAUCCGUACAAUAGCAGCGUGCCCCAAUUGACGACGAUAAACGGACCGAUGUCUGGCCAACAAUCACCAUCAAAUACGUAGCACAAAAAUCGAGUUACAAAAAGGACCCAAAAAAAUAGAUCGCUGUUCGUACAAAACGUUGUAAAGAUUCUGUUUUUUGUCGUUAAAUCUUUUUACGCGAUCGACAACGUUUUCGAUUAUUAAGUUUUUUUUUUCACCCCAAGAAAACAAUUUGAAACUAAUUAAAUUAAUUAAAAAACUAAUUAAUUUAAAACAAAAAAAAAUGUUCUAAAUACAAAAAAAUAAAUAAAUUUUUAAUCUGUGAUGUUAAGAUUAGUUCUACUUAAAAAAAAACGAAAAAAUAAAAAAAAAUGGUAAAAAAGAAUUGGAGUUGAAAAAAAGUGUUUAGAAUGUUUUUUUUUCGGUUUCAUUGUGGUUUUUGCUUUGAAGAUAUAAAAAAAAUAAAAAUGAUACCAUAAGAAAGAAAAAAUCCAUAUUUUUUCAUCCAAAAUAGAAAAAUUUAUAGUUAGAUUUAUAUCUAAAGUGCAGUUCUAUUUCAAGCUGUAUUCCUAAGUUGCAUUUUUAUUUUCAAAUUUUAUCCUCACUAAUCAAUAAAAAGGAAACAAAAAGAAAAUUUAAACUGAAAAUCAAAAUUUAAAUAUCAAUUUAUAAUAACAGGUUUCGGUUCAAUGAUCAUCCUCACGACUAUGACUUUCAGCAAAAAAUGCAUAUUUUUUAACUAUUAAUUAACCCAAUUUUUGAUUGCUUUUUAUAAAUAUUUAUUUUCCACAACAAAAAAAAAACAAUUUUUUUUUAUAAUUAAUUCAUUAUUAUACAGGAUAUCGCAAAAAAUUUCAAAUAUAUAUUUGAUUUUCAUCAAUAUUGAGUAUUUAAUGAUAGUACGAAAUUGUUCAAGGUCAUUUAUUAACAUUUUCCUCAAAAUUCUUGAAUUAUUAUUUUUGAAAUAUUCUGUAUACCAAAAUAAAACUCAAAAAAACUUUUUGACGUUAAACAAUCAUAUCUCUGUCGAGGUGAUUCACAAAUUUGGGAACAACAAAAAAGUUUUCCCAAUUAAAAAAAAAAAGAUUAACAGUGGCCUUAAAGAAUGAAAAUAUCAUGACAUAAAGACAUACUGAGCUUUCAACAUUUUGAUUGUACACGAUUUACUGUAGAAGAAAAACAAAAUAAAACGAUGGAUGAGAUCAUUUUUUACACACGGAUUUUUCACGGCGCAUUAUUUGCCUUUAAUGUUAGUUUUUUUUGGUCAACAUUUACCAAAAAGAAAAUGAUUGAACAAAAAUAUAAUCAGGUGUUCAGGAUAAUCAUAAAUUACCAUAUUGGAUCAUUUAGAAAAGGUAAAAAAUACAGAGAUUUAUUUAAAUGAAACAUUUGUUGUAAAAUGAAUGAUUUUUUUUGAACAGGAAUUAUCUGUAUUUUUACCGCAUUUAAUUUUCAUAUCAUCCAUUAUAAUUAUCCGGGACACCUCUACAUAUUGUCUUUAAAGAAAUACGCCACAAACUAUUUUUAUUUAUCAUCCGAUAUUUUUAUACUAAAUAUAAAUAAUAAUUAUUAAAUUUUUUGAAAAAAAUCCAAACACGACUUGAUUAUCUUCCGAAAUAGUUAAAAUAACUUGUAUUAUCAAUUUUUAGGCUAGAUUUCAACCCGCAAGUUGCUUAUUUAUUGAGAUAAAGCUAUCAUGUUUGGAUUUAUUUUAAAGGAAUUUUAAUUUUGACGAAAUAAAUUGUUUUAUUUGUUUCAUUAACCACAUCUUUCUUUGAUUUUAUUAUAAGCAGAAAUGAUCAAAAUAAGUGUACCAUGUAGGUAUUAAAACAACGUUUAAAAAUGUUAUAUGUUGAAAUUUUUACUCAAAUUGUCUGGGAAAAGCUAUUUAUUUGUUAAAUCCAACUAAAAAGUUCUCUUCUCUUAGAUGUUGUGGCUAAACCACUAAUUGCUUUACUUCUAUAACAUGAUUUUGAGCUUGAAGAUUCUCGUAAUCCCGAAAUGUUAUUGAUGUGGUCCAUAUUUGAUGUGUAAAAAUAUUUUUUAUCUGAAAUACAAAAUGUGAAAUGCAACAAUGAUGAAUGAAAUUUUCCGUUUUGUAAUAAUGAGUAUUUUCUAGUCAAUUGUGAAUUAUUAAAAUAUUAAUAAAAUCUGAUAUCCUAUAGUUGUGGUAAAACAUAAACUCAUCUUACACUUUUGAUAUUGGCCGAUAGUAUCUUCCUUUUUCGACAUUAUUGAUCAAUUAUACUUUUUUUUUGUAGAGAUUCUGCUAUUUCCAUCUGAAAUUUUUGCAAAUUAGUGACAAUUUUAGUUUGUAUAAAGUACUCUUAAGUCCUAGUACGUUCUCUUUAUCUCGUUGUUUAGUCCUUUCAUAUAUUUGUUGGCGAUUCUAAAAUAUAUACAAAAAAUGUCAGCUUUCGUUAUUUUUUUUAAGUCUUAAAUUUCACCAUGUUAGUCUAAAUCAUUAAGACUUACCAUUUCGAAUGCAUUCCAUUUCUUGCUAAUUACAUUGGGAAAUUGAUUUAAUUGUGAUAAAUAGA
Onthophagus taurus is the source of this 3472-nucleotide messenger RNA. It is a transcript of the gene hzg, whose product is annotated as CTD small phosphatase herzog. The record is from RefSeq and is a predicted model, not a curated record. NCBI's taxonomy places the organism in Eukaryota, Metazoa, Arthropoda, Insecta, Coleoptera, Scarabaeidae. Gene Ontology annotation, molecular function: RNA polymerase II CTD heptapeptide repeat phosphatase activity.